Messenger RNA from Ictidomys tridecemlineatus (thirteen-lined ground squirrel), 617 nucleotides. The record is from RefSeq and is a predicted model, not a curated record. Lineage: Eukaryota; Metazoa; Chordata; Mammalia; Rodentia; Sciuridae.
GGAGGAGGGCCCCAUUGCCAGGCUGAGCUGCAGGGACAGCUGGGCAAGGCCUGACCAAAGCACACAGGAGCUGGCUGCAGGCACCUGGCAGAGAGUGGUUUAGCCUGGCAGUAGGUGAAACAGACAGGGGUGUGGCCCCGGAGACUGGUCAUCAGGGCUGGACCUACCUGGGCCAGUGUCCACCAUCUGGUGGGUGAACUCUGGUUGGGGGUGGAACCUGGGGAGGGUUAAAGGGUCUCUAGUCUGAUCCUGGGGAGCUUGGUCUUGCUACCUUACCACAACUGUGAGCCCCCCAGGUUUGCUGCCAGGGGAGCAUGAGUGAUGAGGAGAGGGAGACAGAAGAGGAUGAGGGAGGGGGUACCUUGGACACAGCACCCAUGCUGCCUCAAAGGCCUCCUGACCGUCACACCUCAGCCCUGAGAAGCCCAGGGUGGUCUGGUCUGGCCAUCCGAGGUCUCAAGACCCUGCUGCUGCCUGGGAGGGCCCUGGCCGUGCUCCUGCUCCACCUGCUGCUGCCUGGAACCGUUUUUCUGCUGUUACUGCUGCCCGCAGCUGGCACUGUCUACCUGGGAUUCCUGUGCCACUCCAGGCACCACCUGGCCCACAGCAGCUCGGUC